GUGGAGCCAAACCAGUGGCUGCUCAGGCUGGCUGGCUGCUAAGGCUUGCUCCACACUUCUGCUGAAGAAGGGUAGAAAUUGACAUGGAACAAGGAAAGGGUCUGACUCGUUUCAUCCUGGCUCUCAUUCUUCUUCAAGGUACUGUGGCCCAGUCGAAGCAAGGAAAACAUCUGGUACGAGUGAAUGACAAUCAAGAAGAUGGUUCAGUACUUCUGAUUUGUGACUUGAAAGACAAAUACAUAGGAUGGUUUAAAGAUUCUCCAAAUACAGCUCUCCAAAAUACAAGUAAAAACACAUGGAAUAUAGGAAGUAGUGCCAAGGACCCUCGAGGGAUGUAUUGGUGUCAAGGAGCAAAGGACACUUCAAGGCCUCUCCAAGUAUAUUACAGAAUGUGUCAGAACUGCAUUGAGCUAAAUGCAGCCACCAUAUCUGGCCUUGUCUUUGCUGAAAUCAUCAGCAUAUUCUUCCUUGCUGUUGGAGUCUACUUCAUUGCUGGACAGGAUGGAGUUCGCCAGUCAAGAGCUUCAGACAAGCAGACUCUGUUGCCCAAUGACCAGCUUUACCAGCCCCUCAGAGAUCGGGAAGAUGACCAGUACAGCCGUCUUCAAGGAAACCACCUGAGGAAGAAGUGAGCUCAGGAGUCAGAGCAGGUGGUUCUUCAACACCAGUUCAGAGUGUUCUCCCUUCUAUCUACUUCUCAGAAUCAAAGCAAUUUAUUUUGGAAAGCUCUCAGAAGAGAGAUUUGCAGCCCCAAUUCUAAACUCCAGGUUUGCAGAGAUGACAAAUGGAGAAGAGGGGGCCACCAGAGCAAAUUUGGGUUUUUCUCAAAAUAAAAGUCAGGGCUGGGGAUAUAUCUCAACAGCAGAGCACUUGUCUAGCUGCCGAGGAUGUGGGAGAUAUGUGAGGCCCUGGGUUCAAUCCUGGGGGUGGUAAACAUAAGAACAUGGUGUUUCACGAGCGCCACCUAUUGGUAAAAAUGUAAAUGAAAAAUAAAAAGGUCAAAUAAACCCUCUACUAGAACAGAA
Sciurus carolinensis (gray squirrel) is the source of this 1025-nucleotide messenger RNA. RefSeq names its product T-cell surface glycoprotein CD3 gamma chain. The record is from RefSeq and is a predicted model, not a curated record. NCBI's taxonomy places the organism in Eukaryota, Metazoa, Chordata, Mammalia, Rodentia, Sciuridae. Gene Ontology annotation, cellular component: alpha-beta T cell receptor complex; external side of plasma membrane; membrane. The transcript has 7 exons. Bases 84 to 632 code for a protein of 182 amino acids. Gene Ontology annotation, molecular function: transmembrane signaling receptor activity. Gene Ontology annotation, biological process: positive thymic T cell selection; cell surface receptor signaling pathway.